AUGAGCCAAGUUCCACUCGAUCAAGAAGCAUUACUUUACAGCAAUUUGUUUGAUAGGGCUUCCAAGGAGAAUGAAAAGCAAAAUACGGAUGAAGCCAUCAAGUUGUUUAAUGAAAUUAUUAAUGGUACGAUGACCAAGAAGAAUGAAGUAAUCAUCAAGAAAAAGGAAGAGGCCAUUUAUAGCCUUGGUAAAAUCUUUGCUGCUCGAAGUGAUGCCAAUGCUAUUGUGGAAUUAAACAAGUCAAUCCGACCAUUCUUCCAAGAUUUACCAAAAGCUAAAACUGCAAAAAUUGUGAGAACUUUGAUCGAAUUGGUCGGAACUAUAAAAGGAAGCGAUGCAAUUCAAAUUGACAUUUGUAAGGAGUCUAUCGAGUGGGCAACAGCAGAAAAAAGAAGUUUCUUACGUCAACGUAUUGAAUCACGAUUGGCAACAUUGUAUUUCCAAAAGAAAGAAUUUACUGAAGCUCUUAAUAUAAUAACUAGAUUAUUGAGAGAAGUGAGAAAGUUGGAUGAUAAGGCUCUCCUUGUUGAAAUUCACUUGCUUGAAAGUAAGGUGUACCACUCAUUGAGAAAUCUAUCGAAAGCAAGAGCUGCUCUCACAGCUGCAAGAACCGAUGCCAAUGCUAUAUAUUGUCCUCCACUUCUUCAAGCAGAUAUUGACAUGCAAUCUGGUGUAUUGCAUGCCGAAGAGAAGGACUACAAGACUGCUUUCUCUUACUUCUUUGAAGCAUUUGAAGGUUUCAGCAACCUUGAAGACAACACUGCUAUUAUGUGCCUCAAGUACAUGUUGCUUUGUAAAGUCUGUACUAAUAAUACUGACGACAUUCAAACCCUACUCAGCUCAAAGACUGCUCUCAACUACACAGGUAGAGAAGUGGAAUCCAUGAAGGCCGUUUCUUCUGCCUAUCAAGAAAGAUCUCUUCAUGCCUUUGAAAGAGCUCUCGCAGAAUAUGAAGUUGAAUUGAAGAAGGAUCCAAUCAUCAAUACUCAUCUUUCUGAGUUGUAUGACAAUCUUUUGGAACAACAUCUUUUGAGAAUUAUUGAACCAUUCUCUCGUGUACAAAUUUCACACGUUGCCAAAUUGAUUGAUCUUCCUCGUACUCAAGUCGAGAGAAAACUCUCUCAAAUGAUUCUCGAUACCAAGCUGAAUGGUAUUCUCGAUCAAGGAAAUGACUGUAUAAUUGUAUAUGAAGAAAGCAAGAAGGAUCAAUGUUAUCCAGCUGCUUUGGAAACUAUUUCAAAUUUGAAUGGUGUGAUGGAUUCCCUCUUUGAACGAGCCAAGGCUUUGACUAAAUAA
Naegleria lovaniensis is the source of this 1296-nucleotide messenger RNA. RefSeq lists its product as uncharacterized. Gene Ontology annotation, biological process: ubiquitin-dependent protein catabolic process. Gene Ontology annotation, cellular component: proteasome regulatory particle, lid subcomplex. The coding region runs from base 1 to 1296 and encodes 431 amino acids. Gene Ontology annotation, molecular function: protein binding; structural molecule activity. Lineage: Eukaryota; Heterolobosea; Eutetramitea; Acrasida; Naegleriidae. The transcript is spliced from 5 exons. The record is from RefSeq and is a predicted model, not a curated record.